Molecule: messenger RNA, 819 nt
Organism: Porites lobata
Lineage: Eukaryota; Metazoa; Cnidaria; Anthozoa; Scleractinia; Poritidae
Source: the annotation of a GenBank genome assembly
AUGACUAUUCACCGUAGAAAAUAUUAUGUACCAACCCCUAACAGCCUAUGGCAUAUAGAUUCGGGCCACAAAUUAAUAAGGUACAAGUUGAUAACACACGUCUGUAUCGAUGGGAAAACAAGGUUAAUUUUGUAUGCUGCUUGCAGAGACAAUAACAAAGCAGAAACAGUCCUUUCUUUGUUUCAAAAUGCGGUGCAGAAAUGGGGGUUACCCUCACGCGUCCGAUGUGACUACGGUAUGGAGAAUUAUCAUGUUGGUGCCUACAUGAUACAGCACCGCGGACCAGCCAGAGGCAGCAUCAUUACUGGAUCAUCUGUCCAUAACUCUCGAGUUGAGAGAACACAUCGUGAUGUCUAUUCUGGGGUGUUAGCAUUCUAUUCCCGUGUUUUUCAACAACUGGAAGAUGAAGGCAACCUUGAUGUCCUAAAUGAUGUUCAUAUUUUCAGCUUACAUCACAUCUACAUUCCAAGAAUACAGAAUUCUCUAGAGGAGCUUGUCAGUCAAAUGAAUAAUCGGCCAGUAUCAACUGAACGAAACCAUUCACCACUUCAAAUGUGGGAGAGGGGUAUGUUAGAGAACUUGCACUCUGGACAUACUGCACUGAGUGAGACUGAGAUUGAACAUUUGGGGGUAGAUCCAGAUGGUGUGCUUUCAGUGGAGGUUGAGGAUUAUCAGGUAGAGAUUGAUCCACCAUUGGUCAGCCUUUCAGAAGAACAGAAAGGAGAACUUCCAGAUCCUCUCACAAAUGAUGGAAACAGUGGAAAAGAUAUUUACUUGCAAUGCAUUGAGGUCGUUAAUGGAUUUCUUUGCUCUAGUUAA